Molecule: messenger RNA, 3136 nt
Organism: Choloepus didactylus (southern two-toed sloth)
Lineage: Eukaryota; Metazoa; Chordata; Mammalia; Pilosa; Megalonychidae
Gene: FAM76A
Product: family with sequence similarity 76 member A
Exons: 9
Coding region: 134-1057 (307 amino acids)
Source: RefSeq, a predicted model, not a curated record
CCCCGGCUUUAGUCCGUACCCUGCCGCUGCUGUUGCCCUGCGGCCGCCGCCGGGUUUUGCCUCAGACUGUCAGAUAAAGCGGCGGGCCGGGCUGGCCGGGCUGGCCGGCCGGUGAGCACGGCCCGGGCCGGACAUGGCGGCUCUCUAUGCCUGUACCAAGUGCCACCAGCGCUUCCCCUUCGAGGCGCUGUCUCAGGGGCAGCAGCUGUGCAAGGAAUGUCGGAUUGCACAUCCUGUUGUGAAGUGCACCUACUGCAGGACUGAGUACCAGCAGGAGAGUAAAACCAAUACAAUAUGCAAGAAAUGUGCUCAGAAUGUGCAGUUGUAUGGAACACCCAAACCUUGUCAAUAUUGCAACAUUAUUGCAGCAUUUAUUGGCAAUAAAUGCCAGCGUUGUACAAAUUCAGAGAAGAAGUAUGGACCACCAUAUUCUUGUGAACAGUGCAAGCAGCAGUGUGCGUUUGAUAGGAAAGAUGACAGAAAGAAGGUAGAUGGGAAAUUGCUGUGUUGGCUGUGCACACUGUCAUACAAACGUGUCCUUCAGAAGACCAAAGAGCAGAGGAAGCACCUUGGUAGCUCUUCCCGUGCUGGCCACCAGGAGAAGGAGCAGUACAGCCGACUGAGUGGUGGCGGCCACUAUAACAGCCAGAAGACACUUUUGACAUCUUCAAUUCAAAAUGAAAUUCCAAAGAAAAAGUCCAAGUUUGAGUCAAUCACUACCAAUGGAGACAGCUUUUCCCCAGAUCUGGCUCUGGACUCACCAGGCACUGACCACUUUGUCAUCAUUGCCCAACUUAAGGAAGAAGUGGCCACUUUGAAGAAGAUGCUGCAUCAAAAGGAUCAAAUGAUUUUAGAGAAAGAGAAGAAGAUUACGGAGUUGAAAGCUGAUUUUCAGUACCAGGAAUCUCAGAUGAGAGCCAAAAUGAACCAGAUGGAGAAAACCCACAAAGAAGUCACAGAACAAUUGCAGGCUAAAAACCGAGAGCUCCUGAAGCAGGCAGCUGCCUUGUCCAAGAGCAAGAAGUCUGAGAAGUCAGGAGCUAUAACUUCUCCUUGAGAGACCACCAGGAGGCUCCCCAGCAACAGCGUAUGAUGUCCUGGGUUAGGGGUGGAGUCCUGGCUGUCUUGUGGGAAUUGCAAGCUUUCUUAAGAAAUUUCUAUUUUAUUACGGUUAUCCUUCUUUAUGUGAUUGCAGUGAGCUGAAUGGAGAUACCUGGUUUAUGCUGAGUUAUGACCGCAUGCUUGAGUGUUUGGGGUUUUAAUCUCCUCUCUGUCUUCUGUUGCUACUUUUUUUUUUCUUUUUGUGGUGGUCACAACUCAGUGUUAUGUGCAGAAUUUUUUUUUCCCUGUCCAUCAUUGCAUCCUGCCAUACCCAUGAGCAAGUAUUUGGCAUUAAUUACAUAUCACUGCCACCUCUGAACUCUGAAAACUGCCACCUUAAGACUUGGUACAAUGGAAGAGGCUUUCUCUCCAAUAAACUUUUUGCUUCAGGGUAUACUUUGGGUUUUUUUCCAGGUAUAUUAUGUAUGAACUUUGUACUAUGUAUAGCCAGAGUUUUAUUUAUUUUUUAAAAAAGCUUUUUCUUGAUAAAAGAAUAAUGGUAGCGUAGCUAGUUCUUGUUAAUGUGAUGUCUCUUGAAAACAACAGUCCUACUCUCUAGUUUUUAGUAAAAGAAUCAGAUCUUUUCUUUCUUAUUUCCUUAGAGUCUUAAAAACUGAUUGCUAAGGUGAAACAAUUCAAUGACUAAGUAUGUUAAGUGCCUUUUAGAGGAUUUCUUGGAAGAGCAUUUAAAGAGAUACUUAAGGGAGGUAGCAAAGAUUUGAAGAGUCUGUCUUUUUAAGUAAGGGCAGAAAGAAAGGUUGUCCAGGUUGUACUGGACACCCCUCUCCCCCUUUCUUGAUUGUUUUGUGUGUGGUUGAUUUUAAAUUCUCACUGCCACUUUUUUUUUUUAAAAGAUACCCUUUACUUGCUUUUAUCUAUUGUCAUACUGGGCCAUUGUCAGAGAACCUUUUUUUUUUAACAUGAGCAGAUUCAAAAUGGAAAAUAUAUGAACUACAGAGUAUUUUUGGGGUCAGCAUGAGCUGCUCAGUAUGAACUCUUAGUCUGAUUGGGAGAAAUGAUUGUACUGUACCUUCUCAGCACUCCUCACCUACCCCAGCUUGAAUACUCCCUGUUUUUAAUGGAAAUGUAUUGAAAACUGGUGCUUCUCAGAAGUAACUUGGCUGCAGCCAGAAUUGUGUGUGCCCUCUCUUCCCCUUCUUAACCCCACUGUCAGCAGGCACAUGGACUUACUUUUCCAGAAGAGGGAAUAGAUUUGCAUUUCUAGCCAUACUCUCAGGUCCUCUGUGUAAUAUUUGUGAAAUGCGUGGUGUGCCGUAAAACAGUGGAGCCAACUACCUUGGGUUCAUCUAAGUAGGUACUAGAGUUAGAGGUAAUCUGGAGGGAAGAUGGCUUUGUAUCCCAUCCUUCCAAAAUUGUAGCAGUAAGUUUAACUUGCUAGGCAUUUCCUGGAAGCAAAAUGCUCUAUAAUUUGUGAUAGCUUCUCCCAAGUAGAGCCAUGCACCUAAUUGGACAGAGAUGUGGAAAUGGAUGGCUUCCUUUUUGAUAAGAGAAACAAUGGACCAUGUAAUUUUCCCUUGUAAGCAAGGGAAACAGCCAUGCUAAAUAGUUUUGUAACUUUUUGAAUGAAAACCUUUUGGGUAAAGAUCAACUUUCAAAUUAUAUUUUUCAGAUGCGUUUACAUUGACUAUGGGGGAAAGUGAAAAAAUGAGUCAUGGUUUUGUUUUGUCUUUUAAUUUUAGAGAUUGAGAAAUUCUGUUCCAUGAAGUAUGACAAUAUAAAAAUACAUGUUUAGUUUUAUACUAAAUCUUUUUUUUAAGGUCUUGGCAUUUAAAUAAAGCAAAUCCACACAUUUUCUAACUUUCCAUCGGUUCCAAAAAAGGAAGGAAGUGACUUCAGUCUUGAAAUUUUGGUUUUUAAAAAUCAUGACACUGUUUUACCAUGAAAUUGAGUAGGUAACUUUGGUAACCCCUUGUUUCUUUGUAUGUUUGUAAUAAUGGACGUUUUAAAACACAACAGUGUUUAGUUUGUACAGACUUUGACAAACGUCUGUUAAUAAAAAUUCAUAUUGAUUCAA